AUGCAGAUGCCAACUGCUGGUCUGAAGCUCCAACAUCUGGAGAGCCGUGAGGAGGCGCCCUUGGACUCCAACGCGUCAACAUCGUGUGGCGAGUCAAGCGUCUCCAACGAUUCCAAGGUUGGGAAGGAGACUCCCAAGGCCAAUCGGUCGGAUCGGCGUGGACAGCGAGGACAGCGGUAUGUGAACUCUCGGAACAUGCCAAAGUCCUGUGCUCCACCGAUACAAGUGGAGGCGGAUCGACGUGAGGAGAGGAUUCCCUCGGUGGCUGAAGUCCUGAUGCAGUUCACGGAAGGCAAAACGACGGUGAUGGUCCGAAACAUUCCAAGCUGCUACAACUGUGAGGAAUUCCUCGGUGAUGUCGUUGUCCCGAACUUCGACGAGAAAUUCGAUUUCUUCUACUUGCCGAUUGACUUCAAGACCAAGAGAAAUCGUGGAUAUUGCUUCUUGAACUUCCACUCGAAUGCGAUCGCAAGGGACUUCGUUGGCACAUUCCAUGGCCAGAGCUUGACACGGCAUCCCACCAAGAAGAUCCUGGACAUGCGUCCUGCUGACAACCAGGGCUUGAAGAACAACAUGAAGAGUCUCAAGCGCCAGACUCUCAGAUCUCAGGCUAUGUCAAUCCCUUGGUCUCCAGGUGCCAAGCCUCGCGUGAAGAACCAGUGGUUUCGGCCCAUGGUCUUUGGCUUGACGGAGGACGACCAAAAUAAGAUCUGU
Cladocopium goreaui is the source of this 714-nucleotide messenger RNA. The record is from the annotation of a GenBank genome assembly. Lineage: Eukaryota; Dinophyceae; Suessiales; Symbiodiniaceae.